AGAAGGGUAACCGACGCGUGCCAGCAUGGGCGACCCAAGUGACAGCGGUGAGAUGGUGGCAGAGGGAGAGGAAAGACUACCUGGUACCAUGCAGGAAGCUGAGACAGAACCAGCGAUCAUUCAAGAAGGUAAUACAGAGCCUGGCGCCAUUCAGAAAGGUGGCAAAGUGGAAUAUGCCUUGCAUGAGGGUGCCAGUGAGCGACCUACCAGCGAGGAAGGUGUCAGUGAGCGACCUACCAGCGAGGAGGGUGCCCAUCGAGAACCGAAUCCCAGCCAGGAGGGUGCCAGAGAGCCAGGCGCCAGCCAGGAGGAGGGUGCCAGAGAGCCAGGCGCCAGCCAGGAGGAGGGUGCCAGAGAGCCAGGCGCCAGCCAGGAGGAGGGUGCCAGAGAGCCAGGCGCCAGCCAGGAGGAGGGUGCCAGCCAGAAGGAGGGUGCCAGAGAGCCAGGCGCCAGCCAGGAGGAGGGUGCCAGAGAGCCAAGCGCCAGCCAGGAGGAGGGUGCCAGAGAGCCAAGCGCCAGCCAGGAGGAGGGUGCCAGAGAGCCAGGCGCCAGCCAGGAGGGUGCCAGAGAGCCAAGUGCCAGCCAGGACAGUUCAAGCCAGGAGGACACUACAGAACCAGGUACCAUCCAGGAGAACCUUCACAUUUCUACCAGUCAGGAGAGCACCAGAGAUCCUACUGCUGGGCAGAUAGUGGGCAUGGAGCCAAGCAGUGCAAUGGAAGAGAAUGGUUUGGACCCUUCAGAACCCCAUCAUGAAACCGAAGAACAUGCUGCAAUCCCAAAAGAUGAGCUGGAGCCAUCCGAGGAGACAGACCAAGAACCCAAAGAAGAGACUCUUUUAGAACAGGAAGAAGGUGAAGAAGAAACUGAACAGGAUCAAGAGCUGGAGGCUGAUGAAGAAGAGAUUCGAGAAGAACUGAUGCAUGAGUAUCAUGCUCUGGCCCAGGACCGUGAUAAAAUCCAGCAGCACAAUGCUCAGCUCCAGCACAAGCUCUACGAGUAUUUCCGCAAGAAGAAAGGAGAGGAGACCCGCUCUGAGACGUCGAAGCACAUGGCAGACCAGGAGCAACGCUACCUCAAGUACUUGGCCACCCUGGAGGAGAUGAGAAAGAAGUACAAAGAAGAAGCCACUUUCCAUCAGCAGCAGAUAGAGGAGCUGAAGGCCCAGUGUCAGGACAUUGUAAGUAAGGUGGACAAAGAGUGGAUGGCUUUCCAAGAACAGAAGAAGAAGAUUGCCCUCUGCAGCCUCAGCAAACGAGGAGCGGGGAAGCAUGCAGCUUCCUCCCUUAUCCAAGAAAUAGACUUAUUACAAUCCAGGGAAGAACGCAAGGAGAAGGAAGUCAUCCAGGUCCGCCUAGAGAACAUCAAGCUGAAAAAUCAGAUCAGUCGCUAUGAGUCCACCCUCCGCUCCAAGGAGGAGUUGGCUGAAGGUUUGCACCUCAUCGACUUUGAGCAAUUGAAAAUUGAAAACCAGAACUACAACGAGAAGAUCGAAGAAAGAAACGAGGAGCUGCUGAAGCUGAAGAAGAAGAUUACCAACACUGUGCAAGUUCUCACUCACGUCAAGGAGAAGCUCCAGUUUGUCCAGGCUGAGAAUCAGAAACAAAAAGAGAGACUCAUGGAGGUCGAGGCCUUGGUGGGCAACAAAAGGGACAUCUUGACCAAGACCAAACAAGCCAGGGAUAGUUUGAGGAUGGACAACCUGAAACUCAAGCAGAAAUGUGGCCUGCUGGGUAACAAGGUUCUUCUCAGGGACUUUGAGGACAAGGUGGACGCCAUUGAGGAACGUAGUCAGACCCUGGAGAAUCUGAAGCGUCGUCAUGCAGAGCUAACUCUGUCCAGUAAAGGGUUAAUGAAGAAGAUCAAUGAGGCCAAGAUGGUUAUGGAGGGCUGAAGUUUCCCAAGUGACCUCUGUUUCUUGGAGAAGUAAUAAAUUCAGAUGC
Messenger RNA from Bufo gargarizans (Asiatic toad), 1943 nucleotides. RefSeq names its product coiled-coil domain containing 96 (gene CFAP184). Gene Ontology annotation, cellular component: axoneme; ciliary basal body. Gene Ontology annotation, biological process: cilium assembly. The record is from RefSeq and is a predicted model, not a curated record. NCBI's taxonomy places the organism in Eukaryota, Metazoa, Chordata, Amphibia, Anura, Bufonidae.